ACGGAGGCUGUAAACAAACAGUCAGGCGUUUAUAAAAACCUUACAGCAACCUUACCAGUCCGAGUGGAGGUGUACAAUCUAGUCUGGUCUCAACCAAAGCGCCGUGGUUGAAAGAAGAUACUCCCAGAUUUAAAAAAAAGAAAAUAAAAAAGUUAAAUAUAACUGUAGAAUCGCAAAGAAAGUGGUCCAUUGUAUACCUGCAUGCUGCAUGUCCGCUAAUCCCCCCCAAUCAUCACCCAACUGUGCCUCCUCUCCGUUUUGAUGCAUGGCCUUUCUUUAAAAACGAAUGCUAGUUGCCCCCCCCCCCUCUUGCAUGUUGUGCUGUAAAUGAGGCACCAUGACAGAAUACAGGGAUAACCCUCUGGCCCUGUUAUCCAAGAGGUCCUGCCAGGAUCAAACAGACUACGGGCGAGAGCUGCUGAGUCUACAUGCUGAUUUGGAAGCAGAGAGGAACCAAACUCUGUGGGCCUAUGAGCAACUCUGCGUGGAGCUAAGGCGCCUACGAGAAGAAGCAGAGUGGGAACAUCAGAGGGCUGUGGCGGAGCUGGCAGCCAGGCGAGGAACCUUAAAGGACAGAAACAAACGCAGAUUACUUCUUGAUAAACGGGUGAAUAUUAAAGACAGCGGACGAUACAAGCAGGUUCUGCCCACAGGGGGAAAAGCUCUUAGUUUCUGCAGUGAGCAAACACAACUACUGGCGCUGUAUGAGAAGAUAAUUGGUGAGAAGGGAACUCACAAACAUGAUUUUGAGUUGGACAAAGCCAUCUUCCUCUGCCACCUCCUAGAGGUCUAUGGAGGACUGUUGCAGGGAACUCGGAGAGCAAGAUCCACCAGCUGCAUGACCAAAAACCUGUUGAGGAAGCAAGCUCAAAAACCCAGCAGUGAUCUCUGUCAGACAUCUCCUCCCUUAACCUGCUCUAGACAGCCACUGCAGAGAUCCCACAGUGUCUUCCUGUCACCCAAAAGGAGGCCCAAGCUAGAUCAGUGGACGUCGCCUUUAGACUGGGACUUGCCAGCCGCUGCACCAUGGACGGCCCGAGCAGUUGGAGACACCUAUCAAAGCAGUUCUGUGCAAAUCUGUCCCCCUCACAACGGUCCACAUGCAGGUCGGGAGAAUCAUCUGUCCUGCUGGGCUGAGCCCUCUGGAUCAGGCGAGUCGACGGCCUCCAGAUGUUUGGAAAGACACAUGGAGAGAGUGAUGUAUGACCUGUGCACUCGGCCUGAGCAGCCCGAAUCUGCGCCAGCACACACAGAGAUGGAGAACCGCAACAAGGUGGAAGCUCCUGAGCAACAGCAGCAGGAGCUCAGGGGUUCGGUGCAGGAUGACAGAAAGCAACAAGGGCUCUUGGAGAAGGAUGUCCCGACCACUGCUAAUUUCACUGCUACGUCAUUGUUAGGAAAGAGGCACCACUCACUUUACGCCAACCUCAGUUCUUUUGAAGUGGAAGGUAUUCGAAAGAAUGGAACAGAUUAUGGAUUUUUGGUGCGUCAGAACUCUGAACUUUUGCGAGCCCUUGAUGAGCUGGAGAAGACUUGUGCCACGCUGAAGGAGGAGAAUGGCCUGCUGCGGAAGAGCAGCGCUCCAGAGACUGAGGAGAAGGUCAGGCGGUUGAGGAGGAAGAACACCGAGCUGGCCGUUCUCGCUAAGAGGCUGGAGGAGAGGGCUCGGAAGCUGCAGGAGGCCAACCUCAGAGUGGUGAAUUCCCCAUCGCUGAUGAGACCCGGUUCCUUGGACCAGUACAAAAGAGCCUUUGCCCGCCAGCGAGCGCGUGAUCUCGCCCAGCAUGCUGAUGUGCUGCUGUCGAAGGACAAGGAGAUUGCUGCUCUGCAGCGGGAGUGCAGGGACCUGGAGGCACGGCUUGGCACCACUAAGGGCUCUCCCGUUGAGUCUGGCACAGUGAAGUUUGAGAACCUGCUCAGGGAGUCUCAGAAGGAGGUGCUACGGCUCCAGAGGCAGCUGUCAGUCACUUCAUCCAGACAGCAGCACAACCAAAGCCCUGACCACGCUGGUACAGAGGAGUGCAGGGAAAAUGCCAAAGAAAAAGGCCAAGAGAAGGUUGUAGGAGAGACCCCGUGUGUGGCAUUAGAUGAAGCUCCAUCCAGGUGUGAGAAGACUCCUUCAGAGGAGGAGGAGUCGUGGCUGCGAGUGACUCCCCCGCCGGGCCUUAGCCCGACCUCCUCCCACCAGGAGGAACCCACACAAGAGCAGCGCAUACAGUUUCUGGAACGUGAGCUGAGCAAGAAGAGAAAAGAAUGUGAAAAUCUCGAGCAUGAAGUAAAGAAGCGACAGAAGAGAUGUCUGGAUUUAGAGAGCCAGCUUGAGGAUGAGCGAGGCAAAAAUGAGCAACUAAAGGAGGAGGCAGAUCUCCUCAGGAGGAAGGCUCAGCUGCUCGACCAGACUCGGGCUGACAAUGAGGAGCUGAGGGAAGAUCUCUCUGAAGUGACCGCUCAACGCAAUUCAGUUCUCGAGGAGAACCAGAGACUCCGUGCCAAACUGGAGAACCUAGAGCAGGUCCUACAGCAUAUGCGAGAGGUCGCCGAGCGAAGGCAGCAGCUGGAAUUGGAGCAUGAGCAGGCACUGGCUAUCCUUAAGUUCAAACAGGAUGAAAUCAAGCGGUUACAGCGGGCUCAGUUAUUCGCCAAGAGGGAACAUGAAGGAGUGGUUCAGAUGCUGGAGAGUACACUGGACUGCAUGCAGUCAAAGGUGCGUGAGCUGGAGGAGAAAUGCCGCAGCCAGAGCGAACAGUUCGGCUUGCUUUCCCAAGAGUUGGAGAAGUUUCGCCUACAGGCCUCGAAGGUGGACCUGUCCAGCUCCAGCCUCCUCAACAACCCCAGCCUCUCCGUUCUGACCAACGGCGUGGGCCUGACCACCGAGCGAGCUGUACCCAACCUCUUCCUCCGACACUCUUCGUGUGUUUUAGACUGCACUGGUGGCACAUGGGACAUGGUGUCUCUGGGUGAAAUAGCAUUCUGGAGUCUCGAGGGAGGUGACACCCUCCCCUGCCCUGAGGGUAACGAUUCAUUCGAUGUGGCCAGUGCACUCCGUAUGGGCUCCACCCCCCACGCUGCUGGGCUGUCCAGGGCAGAGCGCUCGCCGGUCACCAAGCAUCGGGAGCUGCCCACCAUCAGCGUCAGCAAGUCAGCGUCUUCCUCCAUCAAGUCAGAGACCACACAGCUCACCCCCAAGUCUGACACCCACCUCAGUCCACACAAGUCCAGCCCAACACACGAGGUGGACACUGCCAGUGAGGUGGAGGAGUUGGACAUCGACGUGGCUCCGGCCCCUUACACAACCAGCAGGGGAGCAGCCAAGCUUCAGGUUUUUAUUGCCAGAUACAGCUAUAAUCCUUAUGACGGGCCCAAUGACAACCCUGAAGUGGAGCUGCCGCUCACCGCUGGCGAAUACAUCUAUGUAUAUGGAGACAUGGAUGAUGACGGUUUCUAUGAAGGUGAGCUGAUGGAUGGACGGAGAGGGCUGGUCCCCUCUAACUUCGUGGAACGUGUAUUGGACGAUGACGUCAUGAGCACUCUUCCUCCAGAGACGGGGGACGUGUCCCAUAACUCCCUGCUAGACAGCAGCCUGCACAGUGCCAGCCACCAGCAUCACCUCCACACGGGCCCCAGCGCCCCAGAAAGGACAGAGGCCUCGGCUGCCUCUGACCCCGCCUCAGCCCCACCAGACGCAGCAUCGGCCCCGUCUGUCCCACCCCCCCUCACCAAUGGCCUGGACUUGGAUUUGGAGGAGGUGGGAGUGGACAUUGUGCCUUACCCACGUAGACUCACCCUCAUCAAGCAGCUCGCCAAGAGCAUCAUCAUUGGCUGGGACCCUCCGUUGGUGCCGGCAGGGUGGGGCAACGUGUGGAGCUAUAAUGUGUAUGUGGACCAGGAGCUGCGGCUCAACGUGCCCUUCGGCGCCCAGACCAAAGCGGUGCUGGAGCGGCUGGACGUGAACCUCAAAGCCUACAGGGUGUCGGUGCAAAGCCUGACGGAGAAGGGCAUGUCCGACCAGCUCCGCUGCAGCAUGCUGGUCGGCCGGGAUGUCUGUGUGGCGCCCACGCAGCUGCGCGUGGAGAGGGUUACCGCCACCUCUGCCAACUUGACCUGGCUGCCCAGCAACAGUAACUAUGUGCACAUUGUGUCCUUGAACGAUGAGGAGUGUGAGCUGGUGAAGGCUGGCUGCUACUCGCUGUGCCUCAAUAACCUCCUGCCCAGCCUGCAGUACACAGCCAAAGUGGAAGGACGGCCACACCGCACCCCGUGGGAGUUGCCUCCGGAGAGACGUGAACACAGGAGCGCCACCAUCCCCUUCGGCACGCUGAUGGCAGUUCCAUGCCCGCAGUCUGGAGAUUCAGGCCCCCCCGACGCUCCUCUGGACGUCCAGCUGGAGCAGGGCCCCUCACCAGGGAUCGCUCUCAUCAGCUGGUUGCCGGUCACCAUAGAUGCUGCCGGGACCUCCAACGGAGUCCGUGUUACUGGAUACACUAUUUAUGUUGACAAGAAAAAGGUGCUGGAGGUCUCUUCCCCCACAGCAGGCAGUGCCCUGAUGGGCCCCUCCCAGAUCCAGUCCCUCCAGGCAGCUCAGGAGCUCACCGUACGCACCAUGUCCGCCCACGGGGAGUCCUGUGACUCCCUGCCAGUAAAGGUGCCCUCCAAGCUGGCUUUCAUCAUGGCAGGCCCAGCCGUCCCUGCCCCUCUUGUGCCACCCAUGUCCUGCCCACCGGUCCCUUCGAGUCACUUGUCCCCACCACUAUCCUAUGGAAACGCUGCUGCCAAAGUCUCUGUGCUGUCCAGCACUUUGCCACCAGACACAUAUGUCCCCAGCCUUCCAGUGGAAGCUGCUGCCAACCCUCCUCAUGCUCUCCACUCAGAUCAUCUGUCAUCUGCCUCAUACGUGAUGGCGUGGGCCAACCCCUGUGCUGCCGCUGCCUUGGCUGCAUGUGAGGCCUCCUUACCACCAACGGCCUCCACCGUUAACACCGCGGUGAACAUGAUCUCUCCCAUCAACGCAGCUCCUCAGCCCGCUACAGCUGCAGCAGCUGCACAAGUGCCAGUGGUAGAGCAGCGCAGAGACACUGACAGCCCCGGAUCCAUACGCCCCUUCCCGUCUGUCACAGAGUUCAUCGAGGACCCCAGUGCCAAGCUCGGGACCCCCGAGCGCAUCCCUUCCCCUCCUAAAGCCCCGCUCACAGACCUCCUAAACCCUCAGAGCACCCACGUCCACAGACCUCCCAGCUCUUCACCGCUGGAGUCGGAGGUGGAGGAGGAGCUGGAGAAUACUCGCCUGGUGUCCAUCGAGGAGUUCUUAAGACCGGACCAAGAGCCAGCUUACCGAGGCCAGCAGCAGAGUUAUGGCAGGGGCCCCGUGGAGCAUCCCAGUGACUACAAUGCAGACAACAGCCGCUCAGACCUGUCUGACAUCCUGGAGGAAGAGGAGGAGGAGAUGUACUCUGACCACCUUGGGGAAACACACACCAGGGGAUACAACAGGUCACGCAGGUUGGAAACACCCGACAGUGAUGAGGAUGUUCUUGAGAGGAUCCUUAAGUUGCCUCCUCAGGUGCAGCACAACAAGCAGCUGUUCAGCAUCGCCGAGGUGACGGAGGACGAGGACAGCAGUCAGGAAGAGGCUUUGGCCCACCGCAGCAGGCCUCGGCAAGGGCCCGGCCACUGCUACCCCAGAGACUCUGAGCGGCUCCAUCAUUCCUCCCAGCAUCACCCGCAUCAUAGCAACCCACACUCCCACCAUCACCACUACAACAGAUCCGUAACCAAAGAGACCUCGCUCAGACACGAACCCUCGCAGGUCAAACCCAAGGCCCAACAUAGAGUGCACUAUGCCGACACUGUGGACACCGUGAGUUAUCCUGAAGAUGAAAAUGCAAGUUUAUAUGAAGGCCCCAGCAGCAGACGGGUCUCAGCCCGCUGUCCUCCCAGACCGACCCCCAACAGCAAAGAAAAAGGGCUGCUCAGAGGGCUAGGGGACCGCCUUAGGAGGGAGGCCAUGCUCAGGAGUCAAAUGGCUGUCGCUGCCAUGUCGAACCCCCAGCAUGGCCCCACUCCCCCAAGAUCCUACCCAAUCAGCAAAACAGUACGGACUGUGAAGUCGCCCGUCGGUCAUGGGAUGGAGAUUGACGUGGAGUACGGUACAGACAUGGAGGAGCCCGGGGACUACAGCUCCGGGGAGGUGGUGAUGGAGCAGAUGAGCUCUGAGUGGUGGGUGGAAGGGGCUCCGGUGGAGCACGGCAGGCCUCCUCAUCGCCGAGCGCUGAAAGCUGAGCCAACGGAGCCCGGCCAGAUCCCUCCUGCUGUGGCGGGGCCGUCGUGGGGGGGCCAGGCAGAGCCUCCCUGUAAACCUGCCAGCUCUCAGGCCAGGCAGCUAAAAGGUGAAUCAGCAAAGACGAAAGCAGACAGUGAUGUUCGCAUCUUUGUGGCGCUCUUCCCGUAUGAUCCUGCCACCAUGUCUCCCAAUCCCGACGCUGCCGAGGAGGAGCUUCCCUUCAGCGAAGGACAAAUCAUUAAAGUUUACGGAGAUAAAGACACGGACGGGUUCUACCGAGGGGAGUCCAGCGGUCGUCUGGGAUACGUGCCGUGCAACAUGGUGUCGGAGAUCCAGGUGGAGGAUGAGGAGACGCGGCAGCAGCUACUGCUGCAGGGUUUCCUGUCCACAGCGGCUUCCAUCGAGAAGAUUGGCACUCGCACACAUGCACAGCUUCCACGUCGCCCUGUUCCACCGCCGAAACCGAGACGAUCCAAGAAAGUGGAGUCUGCAGCGCUCCAGGAGGAGAGCGUAGACUCCCCAGGUCCAGAUCCCGGCCACCCUUCCGCCCCUGCAGCUGCGGGGAAACCGGCCUCCGGGGCUCGUAAGAUGAUCGCCAUCUUUGAUUAUGAUCCACGAGAGAGCUCCCCCAACACAGACAUAGAGGCUGAGCUGACGUUCAGCGCGGGAGACAUCAUACAUGUGUUUGGUGACAUGGACGAAGACGGUUUCUACUACGGAGAUCUGAACGGACACAGAGGCCUCGUGCCCUCCAACUUCCUGCAGGCCUUUCCUGAUGACGCCCCGGCAGAACCGGUCUGUGCUCCGCCUGCACCAGAACCCAGGAAAGAGUCCCAGGACACUUGGACGUCCUCCACAGAGCCUCAAGGUUUUGGCCCCUCAUCAGUAGAAGCAGCUUCGCACCCCCGGACUGAACCUCGUAACUCUGACAGGACGGAGCACACGGUCCUGAAACCUCCGCCGGAGCCCAAGACGAGCCCGACGUCAGACCUGACCCCCCCACCAGGUCCAACACCAGGUCCGGCUGCAGAAAUCUGCUGCGCUCCUCCGGCCCCCCCUCCCUCAGACAACCCGGCACCCCCAGAGUGCUCCGUGCAAGCGAAGAAGAAGAAAGGCUUUUUCUCCAAAGGCAAGAGACUCUUCAAAAAACUGGGAUCCAGUAAGAAGGACUGAGACGGGAUGUCUGACUCAGAAACUCUCGUCACUCUCGUUAGAAGCACUUUUUCUGUCUGCACUCACAUUGAUGGUCAUCAGAUCUGAUACCUGCCGCUUUAUACAUCAUCGAUUAUACUAUUGCCUUAUAGUACUGCUAGACAAACUGUUACGUAUGGAACAGCAACGCUCGCGUUUCACAAGAGCAUGUAGAAGUGCAUGUCAAAAUUAACAGAAAUCUACUCCGAUUGCUUUCUAAUCAUUAACUGAACAGACGCUUGAAACAUACAGUAAUAAUCUUCUGACGUAUUGGGUUUAUUUAGAAGAUUCAGUGCAGAACAGACAUGAUCCCAAACAAGAACCAGCUCAGUAAAUAUUAGCUUUAGUGCUCCUGCACUGGUGCCACCUUAUUUAUUUAAAGCAAACAAGCAGAAGCAGCAGGCGAGAUGUUCCUCUGUCACUUUUAACAAUGCACUGUCCAUCCUGGGUGGACGUCUGGAACUAGCCUGCUCCCCACGUCGGUUCCCGCCUUCAGGAGUACUUGUUCGGUUUGUUGUACAGAAUGUUAUUUAUUUGUCUGUUUGUUUGCUUUAUGGCGUGAAGGCAUCAGGUGAAGAUGUUAGUCAUGUGACGACGACGUAGACGGCGACGUACAGACCGCAUAAAUCACUAGUUCGAGGUCAUCGGUCGUAACUGAUGAAGUUCGGUUAAGUGUGUGUGUGUGUGUGUGCGUCUGCGUGUGCGUGUGCGUGUGUGUGUGAGAGCUUGUUUUACUGAUUUUUUGUGACGUCUGGGACCAACAGCGACUGUUGGGUCCAGUAGAUUUAUGGGGGCUAAAAUCGGAACCUCGCAAAUUUGUGUUUUGAAUUUUUUGUUUUAGCAUUACAAUUAGAAUUAUCUAAAAACUACAAAGGGAAGCAGAGAAUGUACUACAUGAAUGAACGUGUGUGUGUGUGUGUGUGUGUGUGUGUGUGUGUGUGUGUGUGUGUGUGUGUGUGUGUGUGUGGUCGGUCCACAGUCAAGACUGAUAUCAGAUGCCUUUCUCAGACAUCAACACGUGAACUCUUGAUGGCCUAAAUGGUGUGAGUGAGAGAACUGGUUUUUGUGCAGAAAUGAGGUGCGUCUCAUCAGAGGCUCAAUGGGCUGCACCGUUAGCUAGCAAAGACACAUCUGAAGAUCAUCACUAUCAGUGUUUAAUUAUCCUCUUUUGUUGUUUUUUUGUUUGUUUCACUAAAACACUAUCAAAGUAAUUCCUAAAUGUUUGCAUCAAACAAACACAAUAUUCAGUAUUUGAUGCUUUGCUGAAUUGAUUAAAGUGUUAUCACAGUAUUGCAACAAAGUUUGACUUGGUUCAGCGGGUCAAAGAUGGACAAAAGUCAGACGCUCCACUCCACUGAGACCUGAUGUUUACUGCAAAUAGACAUAUAAAAGUGUCAGUGUUCCCGGGAUGCUUCCACCGGAUAUUCAGAACCUUGUCACUGAUGUGAAAAUGUAAAGAAAAAGUGUGUUUGUUUUCUCUUCUAAAGAUUUUGUACCCCCUAGUUUCAAUAAUUAAGUGGCUUAAUGUAUGUAAAUGGGAAAUACAAUACAAAGUCUUCCUUUUUUGAUGAUAUUUCUUUGCAUUUUGAUAAAUUGGCACCAUUCAAAUGUAUUACUGACUAUUGAGUGGCUGCACAGCUGUCCCCAGAUGUCUGAAAUUGCCCCACACUCACUAUAUACUGCCCUGCGAAGUGAAUAUGUAGCAUGAAUUGUUAUGACCUGUGUAGUGCACUUGAUGAAUCCCAGAGUGGAGGAUGAAAAGUAGUGGACGACCGAAGGUCGCCACAUUAGCCAGCGGCAGUCUGUUACGUUUCAUCUGAGGGACAACAGUGACGUUAACAGCAGAAAAAUAAUCCACGUUGUGUCUGGAAGUUUAUUCUGCACUUAGACACACUGACUAGUGCACUUUGUAGUGAGCAGGGGGCGAUUUUGUGUUACUAAAUCAAAUGUAAUAUUCUUUGGCAAGCACACUGUUCAUUAUAACACGGCUGUCGAUUGUAUUGUACAUUUUAUUUGCGGUGCACAUGGACGUCCUCAGCGUUGUGCACAAAGACUGUAAGAGCACUGGCGCUCGCUCGUCUUUCACCUCGUCCUGUGAGCUCGGCUCGUGUCUCGCAUCGCACUUUGAGCACUUGUAGAGAAGUCAAAGGACUCGUUGCACCUCCUGCUAAGGCGUUCGGCUGAGUCGCCACAACGUUUAUAUGAUUUGAUGAUUAGAUUUAAAGAUGAGCAGCUCUGUCGACGUGGUGAUCCUGUUUGGCGUGAAUGUGGCGUGUUUGAUUUUCAGGCCAGGAACGUAACUUCCUGGAACUCCAGUUUUCAGUCGUUGCACUAGUGGUUGGUGGCGCUGCUGUACUGUGAUAGACUCUGCAAUAAGUCAUUUAUAUACCCUGUCUUUGUUUGCCUCCUCGUUAGGAUUGUACUGAAGUUCAUCUUGCAGUGUAGAAACAUCGGGGCGGACGUGAUCGACGGUCUUGCAAACGUGCACGUUUGUUAUGAGGCUCUCUGUCCACUAACUCUGCAGCGUGGCUUCUUAAAUGCUUCAUAGUUUUGUGUUGCAGUUAAUUUUAGCUCUACAUCAUUCAGUUUCUUAGCCUAAUAGCACAGAAGUGGUAGUUUAGUGGUUUGUGAGAGGUUUACUGAAAUGAAAAUGUGGUAAAAGUGGACCAGAUGUGCAGAUCAGGCCUUAGCAUCCAGUUGUUUUAGUCACUCGUGACACAUUCAGCGCGCGGUCACUCGUUUUCAUAAGAUUUAUCUCUGUUAAGUGUGAUCCAGGGCUGUUGGGUAACUUCUCAGGUUUUCACUCAUAGUUGUUGACUCCAGCUGUCAAGAAGCAGCAGAAUAUGCCAAACUGUUAGGUGCUUCUGCUCGUUACCGUGGCAACGAGGGACAGUUUUCCAGCAGCUUGGGGGAUAUUCAGCAGACUAGUCUCGGCGUUUCUUAGCUUUUUUAUUUAUUUAUUUUUCUUUUCAGUUAUCUUUUCUCCUUUUUUUUCUUUAAUGGAAAUGGACGUUCACGUUGGAGGCUUUAUUUUAUUUUAAUGUCUUUAACGUCAUGAAUGUUUUUCCUCGUCAGCGAUACAUAAAGGGAGCGCGAUAAUGCCAAGAACAAAAGGGAAGGUGGGUCGUCUGAGACACUUUAGAUGUGAAGUAGCCGGGAUAGAGGCAAGACGGAGGCAGUACUGUACGUUCUCUUUUAUUUAUGCUCUUCUUUUUAUUUAAUUUCUCAAGAAAGUUGCUGAAAUGUACAGCGAAUAUUUGUAAUGACUUUGUAUUUUGACGGCCUUUAAUGCACAAGUAGUUCUCUCGCCGCCGCGUAGCGACUCCGGAGGCUCCUCUGUGGAGCCACUCGCACCUCGGACCGUGUAGAUAGCAUCUUAGCUCAGCUGAUCAUAUUUAGCCUUACAUAAAGACCUCGUUUAGUCUUAACACGUUGUUUACAGGAUGUUUACCGACUGCAUGCAUGCCAGUCUUAUACCCAUGUUCAGCCUUAUUUAUCUCGCUGUCGCGUUUCAUGGUUUGUUUGUUUUUUCUCGGUGGACUUGUCUACAAUGUUUUAAGUUGUAGAUCGUCGAUGCAGUGAAGAGGAAGCUGUAGAAGCUCUGUAUAUACUGUAACGAACAGUGUCGGGACUUGUGGUAUAUUUUCAUACUUUUAUUUUUCUGUGUUUCCUUAUCUGCAUUCAUUGUUUGAAACCAGUGUAAAAUUGACCUUUUUAUAUAAUGUAUGAAUGUUUUUAUUACCCUUUUUGGAAGCUCAUCUGUAUAUAUUUUUGUUAAUAUUGUUUUUUUUUUCAGAUUUUAUUGUUUGUUCUUUUUGCAUGUUCAAGCAGUGUCGAUGGAGGACUAUUACCUAAAGACGGGGUUCGCAAGAGGACUCCUUGACUUGAAUUUGUGACGGUUUCUCUCAAUGAUGACCUUUUUACAGGAAUAAAGUA
Cololabis saira (Pacific saury) is the source of this 11404-nucleotide messenger RNA. RefSeq names its product peripheral-type benzodiazepine receptor-associated protein 1-like. The coding region runs from base 338 to 7450 and encodes 2370 amino acids. Gene Ontology annotation, biological process: neuromuscular synaptic transmission. The record is from RefSeq and is a predicted model, not a curated record. Lineage: Eukaryota; Metazoa; Chordata; Actinopteri; Beloniformes; Belonidae. Gene Ontology annotation, molecular function: protein binding. The transcript has 35 exons.